This is a messenger RNA of Thunnus maccoyii (southern bluefin tuna), 3608 nucleotides long. It is a transcript of the gene hhat, whose product is annotated as hedgehog acyltransferase. The record is from RefSeq and is a predicted model, not a curated record. Gene Ontology annotation, biological process: protein palmitoylation. NCBI's taxonomy places the organism in Eukaryota, Metazoa, Chordata, Actinopteri, Scombriformes, Scombridae. The transcript has 12 exons. Gene Ontology annotation, molecular function: palmitoyltransferase activity. Bases 115 to 1620 code for a protein of 501 amino acids. Gene Ontology annotation, cellular component: endoplasmic reticulum.
GCACUAACUUUGCUUCCCUUUCGGUCUGUUGGAUAGUGCCGACUACAAUUUACACCAACGCAAUGGACAACAGCCCAGUACUAUUAGGUGCACUAUAGCACAGUAAUUUGCCUGAUGACAUCUAAAUUAAAGGCCCAGUUGGCACCCCUGCCAUGGACAGAGAUCCUUGUGUAUUGGGUGCUGUCCUUUGGCUCUCAUCUGUACUCUUUUUAUGAACUUCACAGAUUCUCCAAAGAGCAUGAAGCAGGGAUAGAGAGAGGAUUUCUGUUGGAAAAAGGCCUUCUUCAGGGAUUUAAAAGGGAUCUCUCAGACUUUGAGUGGAGUUUCUGGACAGAAUGGGCUAAGAAGUCAUUGCUGUGGACUCUGAUUGGACAUGGUGCUAUAUCCAGAUUAAGCAGCAUCUUUUACCCCGAGUUUAGGAUACCAGCCCUCACGAUAUAUGGCGUCUUAGCAGCCAGCAGUGUGUUGGGGAUUAAAGGUGUGGGUGUGCUGCUGCUACAUCUGGGCUUGUCCUUCUCAGUGGCCCAACUGCGAAAGCCCGCUCUGUCCUGGGUCUGUAACCUGCUGCUACUCUGCACCCUGCACAUCCAACCACUUCAAGAGAUCCAGAGAGGCUGGUACAAGACCGAGGAGGAGUACUAUCUGCUACUCUUCAGUAUUGCUGUCUGUGGUCUGCGCUUCAUCAGCUUCAGCCUGGAGCAUUGCUGGUGCCCUGUAGACCGUGGUGGCAUUGUGCAGCUCUGUUGGCUGCUUUCAUACACUUUCUAUCAUCCCUUUUUCUACAAUGGACCCAUUAUCACAUACAAAGACUACAUUGAGCAGAUGUGGAGGCCUGCUGAGGAGAGUGACAGGGACAAAUCUGCUUUCAGUUACUUUGUGCUCAGAUCAGGACGGAUCAUACUGUGGUGGUGCAUUGCAGAAUACAUGAUCCAUGUCAUGUACAUGCACUCCAUCCAGUCUAAUGAGACCUACUUAGAAAUUCUUCCUCCUUGGGCCUUGGGUGGUCUGGCCCUGGCCCUCGUCCAGUUCUUCUAUGUGAAGUAUCUUGUUCUCUUUGGCUUGCCGUCCAUGCUGGCCACUCUGGAUAAGCUAGUUCCCCCAAACCUUCCUCGUUGUGUCAGCAUCAUGUAUAGUUUCACAGGGAUGUGGAGGCAUUUUGACGAGGGCCUGUAUCGAUGGCUCAUCAGAUACAUCUAUGUGCCGUUGGGAGGUUCACGGCAUGGUCUUCUAUACAAAAUGUUGUCCACUGGCCUGGCGUUUGGAUUCGUCUGCCUAUGGCACGGUGGCCAUGACUACUUACAGUACUGGGCCCUGAUGAAUUGGGUUGGAGUUCUGGUGGAAAAUGGACUGAAGUCUCUCUUUGCCUCAUCUUUUAUUCACUCCAUUGUUGAGCAGAAUUUCUCUGCAGCAAUGAAAAGGCGUUGCAUUGCCCUUCUCUCUGCCUUCUCCACCGCCAUGCUCAUCCUCUCUAAUCUGGUAUUCCUUGGGGGGAUACAUGUUGGCAGAAUCUUCUGGAAGCGCGUCUUCAUUCAAGGCUGGUCUACCAUUGCCCCACCUAUGCUGGCUUUCCUCUACUGCUUUGCGCAGGUUGGACUUGAGUGGACUUCACACCCAUCAUGAGUCACCUUGACUUUGCAACAGAGUGAGAAUCCCAGCUACCGGAAAACCAGAACAACCUGCUGGGUCCAGUGACUCGUCCACACCAGCCACAGUUUCUGUAGCGAAUCUGGCUUAUGGCCACGUAACCCGUCCAAACCUGGCUGAAGUGCAGCUUAGCAGACACUUUUCCCAACCUGCAGCACCAGGAAAAAUCUGUCUGUAAGCUAAAACAUAAAGGAGCAGUGUUUGUCCUUUGAAGAGAGAGUUUUCUGUACUUUGUAGACAAUUGAAGUGCAUAGAAACUGUAAAAGAAUUAGUGUUUAAUACUGUAAAUUUAUCUAAUAGAAGUCACUAUUGAGGCAUGGUUUCUUCCCAUUAAGCUGCACUGAAUCACUGUGAUUCUAAGAAACUGUAAAACAAAAUGUGGACCCUGAGUCUGUCUUGGUUAUACGACUGAUAAGGUAUUGCUCAGUGAUGCGGUAAGCUGGAGAAAUGCUAAUUUCAUAUUUAUAGUCCUCCUUUGGCUCGCCACAAAAGCAGUUGUGUAUUCAGAGGUAGACAAUAGGCACAGCAGACUGAAUAGACCAGCAGGAACCUAAUAAUGUCAUUAUUUUCCUUACAGACGUAAUUUGGGUAAAGUAGAAUGACAUUAAUAUCAGUAGAUGCAUUACUGAAAAGCUUUAGAGGGACGACACACUAGCUUUUAAUUCAACACUGUAACAAUGGUAGAUGAUGUUUAUCCAGUGGAAUGUUUUGAGCAGAGAGGACAGAGAGAACUGCCAGCUGGGUACUUUUCACUUAUGUAUAAUGCAUAGUGCUGUUGUUGUGUCAAAGCCUUAUACCGCCAAAAUGUCAACUUUUCAAUCCCUCAGCCUGAUGCUACUAACCAAAUUUAGCGAAAACCAACAGUCACUUUUUGGUGAUGCAUCCAUCCAUCCAUGUUAUAAUGGAUAACUGAUACAAUGAGACAUUCACAGUUUUCCUGUUUCAGCUGUGUGUAUGUAGUCAGUGUGGAUACUGGACCAUGCACUGGGUGGUUUUUGGGUGUGCUGACGGUUAUAUGUCAGCCUAUAUGUUAAGAAAAUUCUUCAACCUCCCUUAAGUCAACUCAUAAAACCCUUUCAGAACUCAUUGUCAACUUGUUGUCAACUUUUCAGGAAAUAAUUUUAAGCUUGAUGACAAUGGUGUCUUUAUAAAGAGCUUAAUGAGCAUUUGUAAGAGAGGUAGAAGAUGUUACUCAACCUAUUGGAAAGCAUGUAAUCUUUCAACAUAUCCAAAAACAUGAAAAUCCCCAAACUACUUGUUAUCAGGGUUUCACUCGACAUCUACAUUUUCUUAGUCUUUAAGGCUUUUCUUUGAAAUUGAGAUGAUUUGAUGCAACAGCAGAAAAAGUUUUUAACUUAAGAAAAACAAAAUCAAACGUCUGUGUUGAAGGAUUCAAAUCUAAUCUUAACUAAUGCUAGUUUUACAUAAGAGGUUAAAUAUCAGUACUCCUUGGUGAUAUUUUACCCAUCUUUAAAGCAUUUGCAUCUUCUCUUCACAUUUCAGAUCACAGUAAAUAAUUUAAUCUUUAAUCCAGUAGGGGAUGACUAGUUUGUCAUCAGCUUUCAAAGGCAAACUCCGUUCUGCAGGAAGUAACAGGAAGCCGCUUUAGACAGAUCGUCUGUGCCUUUUUGUGUCUUUUGAGCUGAGAAAGUGUGACGUGGCAAAAACAAUCUGAUCCUCCUCUUACUGUGAAAACACUGAACAAUAAGCAAAGCAAACGGCUGCAAGGUAUGGCUUCCGAGAAGCUUAGUGUUGGAAUUUUAAGUCAGAAGUGCCAUCGCAGAGAUUCAUUAUUAACGAACCUCUCAAAUUGCCUCCGGUUGUUCAUUGUUUUGCUGCAACAACUGACUUUUCUUAAAGUUUGUAUGUUAAGUUUUUCAAUCAGUAAACCAUCUUACAGUCCAUGAACUAAUCUGUAUUUUUUAAAACUUGAUCAAGAGUGAAUAAACAAUCAUUUAAUACAA